Messenger RNA from Trichoderma virens Gv29-8, 2315 nucleotides. It is a transcript of the gene SKN7, whose product is annotated as Two-component response regulator receiver. The coding region runs from base 1 to 1773 and encodes 590 amino acids. Gene Ontology annotation, molecular function: DNA-binding transcription factor activity; phosphorelay response regulator activity; sequence-specific DNA binding. The record is from RefSeq and is a predicted model, not a curated record. Gene Ontology annotation, biological process: regulation of DNA-templated transcription; phosphorelay signal transduction system. The transcript is spliced from 7 exons. Lineage: Eukaryota; Fungi; Ascomycota; Sordariomycetes; Hypocreales; Hypocreaceae.
AUGUCCGGGACAGAGGCUGCCGCCGCCCAGGGCGGUGGGGGAAACAAUGCCAGUGAAUUUGUCCGCAAGCUGUUUCGCAUGCUCGAAGACCCGUCACACCAAGAUGUAGCACGAUGGGGCAAGGAUGGCGACUCAUUUGUCGUCGUCGAGGGCGAAAAGUUCACGAGGUCCAUCCUACCGAAGCAUUUCAAGCACAGCAAUAUGUCUAGCUUUAUCCGACAGCUUAACAAAUACGACUUCCACAAGGUUAAGCCAUCCACUGAUGGCGACUCCACCUCGCCGAAUGGCAAUAUUUUAGAGUUCAAACAUCCCUACUUCCGUGUCGACAGCAAAGACGAUUUGGAUAAUAUCCGCCGAAAAGCGCCGGCCACCAGAAAACCUCAGGUCGCGGAGGACUUUACUACGAGCCAGCAUGUCAGCGUCAUAUCCGAGCAGCUGACGGCUACGCAGCAGCAGGUGCAGCAGCUCCAGGAGCUGUUUGCCGAUGUUUCGCAAACUAACAGGCUCCUCGUCAAUGAGGUUCUUACGCUGCAAAAGAUGCUCAAUGCUCAGAAGCAGGCGCAGUAUGAGAUGCUCAACUACCUCUCCCCUUACAACCAUAACCGGAAUAAUGGGAUGAUGGGCCACCAGAUGAACUCGAAUGGCAGCAUGCCGACGGCCGAAGGAGACGAAGCUGUGCCGGAGCUUAGAAGGGCGAGAGAGCUGCUUUCUAGUGUCCCAGCCGACACCGUGGCUGAUCGUGAGCUUGAGCGUCUGCAUGACAUUUACGAAUCCCCGGCCGACUCGGCGACCAUGGUAACCCCCGUAUCGAUGCCGAUGAUGCAUGACCCUAUGAAUGAUAUUAGCCGGUACCCCGUUUACCCCGUAGGACAGACCGUUGGCAUUGAUCCUUUCCAUUCGGAUCACAUCAACAAGAUUCCAUAUGCUAUUCCCAACGAAGGCAGUUCCGGCCCCAUGGACCAACAUCAACAACAUCAGCAACACACGCCGCAGCCAGGGUCAUCCGGUCAGAUGAACAACGCACCUGGCACCUCAGGAUCGAUGGAUAAGCCUGCGUCUCUGUGGGGGCCAAAGAAACCCGUUGUAUUCCUGGUGGAAGACGACCCCACGUGUGCCAAGAUUGGUAUUAAGUUUCUCAAAUCCAUGGGCUGCGAUGUUGAACAUGCCAACAAUGGCGCGGAAGCAUUCAGCAGGGUCAGCACCGUUGGUCGCGACCAUUUCGACCUCAUCUUCAUGGAUAUCAUCAUGCCCCGGUUGGAUGGUGUAUCGGCUACCAUGUAUAUCCGCCAACAUUGCCCAACGACGCCCAUCAUUGCGAUGACGUCAAACAUUCGUCCGGACGAAGUGAAUGGAUAUUUCGAGCAUGGGAUGAAUGGAGUGCUGGCCAAGCCAUUCACAAAGGAAGGGAUGCUCAAGUCGGUCAAGACAAACAUGCAACACCUGUUAAAGAACCCACCCAGCCAGUCGGAUAAUGGGCACGGGCCUGGGUUCCUCAUGAACGUUCCGUAUCUGAGCACGACGGGCAACAGCAUCAAAUUCGAGUCACCGACUCCACCCGCAGGUGCCAGCGGCUCGAAUUGGUCGUCCGGCCACAUGUCCCAGAACGGGGUCGACCAGAGUUUUGGGCUCAUGGACGGGAGCAACCAGUAUAACAUAUCGCAGAAUAGGGGCGGGUACUCGACGAUGGAUGCAUCCUCUGGCCGCAUAUCCGAUCAUGACAGCCCGCCGGAGAAGCGGCAGCGCCUGAAUAACUCGCAACGAAAUUAUGCUUAACGCCAAGGCUGACGAUUAAUUCUGUGCAUCGAAGUGCUCUGUUGGAUGAUCAUUUUGACUUUUGUGUCUCCUCAACCCCCCUACCUUCCGCUUUUCACCUUUCCCCCUCCUUGUCGACUCAUUGCAUGGAGACACUUUGUUAUCGGCGUUGUGACUUGUUUAAACCAAAGGAGGAACUUUUUCUUCUUGUCUUUUUUUUUCCAUCCUUAAAGAUGGAUUCCACCUGUUCUCUUGGGAUUUCUGGUUGGGAUGAUGAUUUCGCGUACCGGUUGGAUAUUUUGUCGGGGCAUUCUGUGACAAUGUUUCCCCUUGGAGAAGGAAACGCUUUUUUUUUGUUCUCUUUUUUGAAAUGAACGAAAACCGGAGUUGUAACGAUAUAUGCUUAUCUAGGCCAUGGGUUUAUGAGGAGAAUGGGCUGGAGGAGGCCGCCUUUCUGUGAUGAAGAUGAAGCCGUGCUGGUGUUGAAGGCCCCAAAGCAUUGGGAGCCUGGAUUGGUGGCUGUUCAUGACAGAGAGUGGUUAAUCAUAUGAUCUAUUUGCACG